AUGAAUAAAUAUUCUUACCCUCUUAUUGAAAAAAUAUGGGAGAAAAAGAGAACAGAACAGAUGAAUUAUGUCAAGGAAAGUGGACGGUUAUGGAUUGCUGGAGAUGGUCAGUACGAUUCACCUGGUUUUUGUGCCAAAUAUUGUACUUACACUUUUAUGGACAUUAAUUCUGGUUGUACCGAUAAAUGCAAAAUUGAUUUAUUAUUAACCGACCGCCAUGUAGGAAUAAGGCAUUUGUUGAAAACAUCUUACCCAGAAAUCACUCAUGAAUUUGAUUUGUGGCAUUUAUCUAAAAGCCUAAUGAAAAAAUUUAAAACUAUUAAUAAAAAAUACAAAGAAGUUUUGGCAUGGAAGCAAUCCAUAAGUAAUCAUUUAUGGUGGUCGGCACAAACAUGCAAUGGCGAUUCUGAAGUAUUAGUCUCAAAAUUUACAUCUAUAUUGAAACAUAUUAAAAACGUUCAUGAAUGGGAAGAGGAUGGAGUAAAAAAAACUUGUGAACAUCCACCAUUAAGUGAUGAGUACAAAAAACAAAAACUAUGGUUACUUCCUGAUUCUAAACCUUAUGAACUAUUGAAAGAAAUAAUUUGCAACAAAAAGUUUUUGACAGAUUUAAAGCAAACAAAAAAUUAUGUGCAUACAGGAAGAUUAGAGUCUUACCAUAAUUUAAGGUUAAAAUAUGUUCCAAAACGUGUUCAUUUUUCUUUUAAAGCGAUGUACAUAAAAUCAAUAUUGCUAUAA
Messenger RNA from Metopolophium dirhodum (rose-grain aphid), 738 nucleotides. RefSeq lists its product as uncharacterized. NCBI's taxonomy places the organism in Eukaryota, Metazoa, Arthropoda, Insecta, Hemiptera, Aphididae. The record is from RefSeq and is a predicted model, not a curated record. Bases 1 to 738 code for a protein of 245 amino acids. The transcript is spliced from 2 exons.